This is a messenger RNA of Globicephala melas (long-finned pilot whale), 1176 nucleotides long. RefSeq names its product actin like 10 (gene ACTL10). Lineage: Eukaryota; Metazoa; Chordata; Mammalia; Artiodactyla; Delphinidae. The record is from RefSeq and is a predicted model, not a curated record.
AUGGUUACAAUCAGGGGCGUGGCCGGCCCGAAGGUGGCGUCGCUGUCCGGGAGCCGCCGGGUCCGCCGGCUGCCCUCGCUGGGCCGCGUCGCGGUGGUGGUGGACCAGGGCUCGGGCUUCACCAAGGCGGGCUUCGCGGGCGAGGAGCAGCCGCGCCUGGUACUGAAGAGCUCCAGCCUGGUGCCCAGCUGGGACUGGCCCGUGCUGCCCGGCUGUGAGCUGGCGGGCGGCGUGGCGCGGGCGCACCCCAUCAAGCACGGCGUGGUGGUGGACUGGGAGGCUCUGGAGGGGCUGUGGGAGCGCCUGCUGGUGGGCGGCCUGCGGGUGUGCCCAGAGCAGUGGCCGGUGCUGGUAAGCGACUCGCCGUCGGCUCCGCCCGCGGGCCGCGAGAGGGUGGCCGAGCUGCUGUUCGAGGCCCUGGCAGUGCCCGCGUGCCACAUAGCCAGCACCGCGUUGCUGGCGCUCUGCUCUGUCGGCGCGUUCAGCGGGCUGGCCUUGGAGGCGGGCGCUGGCGUGUGCCACGCCACACCCAUCUAUGCGGGUCACUCGUGGCACGAGGCCACCUUCCGGCUGGACGUGGCAGGCAGUACUCUGUCGCGUUACCUGCGGGACCUGCUGGUGGCAGCCUGCCCCGAUCAACGACUGCAUGCCCUGCCCCGCAAGGUCAUCACACAGCUCAAGAAGCGCUGCUGCUAUGUGUCGCUGGACUUCGAGGGUGACCUCCGUAACCCUGCCCGCCACCGUCCUGUCAGUUUCUACUUAGGCAAUGGGUGCUCUGUCUGCCUCAGCAGUGAGCGCUUCCGCUGCCCGGAACCUAUCUUCCAGCCGGGUCUGCUAGGCCAGGCUGAGCCGGGACUGCCCACCCUGGCCUUCCGGGCACUGCAGAGGAUGCCCACAACACUACGGACACGGCUGGCCAACACCGUGGUGGUGGCCGGUGGCUCCACGCUUUUCCCUGGCUUCACUGAGCGCCUGGAGAUGGAGCUGGAAGCCCAGUGCCGGCGGCAUGGUUAUGGGGCACUGCAGCCUCGCCUGGUGGCCAAACCCGGGCGUGGCACAGCAGUGUGGACAGGCGGCUCCAUGGUGGCCUCAUUGCGUUCCUUCCAAUGCCACUGGAUGACCCGGGCCAUGUACCAGGAAUGUGGCUCCAGGCUGGUGCAUGAAGUGUUCAACUGA